GGGAGGAGGGACUGAGGGAGCGCGGAUCCCGGCUCUCGGGAUCGCAAACUCAGAGCCAGAGUUCUCCGCGCGCACCCGAGCCUCUAGCCGCCCGCGCAGCCCGACGCGGAACCCGGGCGCAGCGGGAGCCCGUGCAGGACGGGCGCGGGGCGGCGGCGGCGGCGGCCGUCCAUGCGGCGCGCUCGGGGCUGCCCGGCGCCGGGAACCACGCGGGGGCGAGGCGAGGCGGCCACCGGCCGCUCCGGGACACGGACCGCCAGGAGUUGAGUGCCACCCCCAUCUGUAGAAAAUUGGCAACAUCUCUGAGGAGCCCUUGCUUUUCCUGGGAUACCCAGCAUCAUGGUUUCCUGUUUCCUGGAGUCUCUCAGUGUCCUGGGUUCCCUCCUGCUGCUUGGAUUCCAGCUCGUCUGCCCACAGCCCUCCACUGAACACAGAAAGGUCCCGCAGCGGAUGGCGGUGGCCGAGGGCGCUCCUGAGGACGGCGGCGGCGGCGCCCCGGGCAUGUGGGGCGCCUGGGGCCCCUGGUCCGCCUGCUCGCGCAGCUGCAGCGGCGGCGUGAUGGAGCAGACGCGACCCUGCCUGCCCGGCUCGUACCGCGCACGCGGCUCACCGCCGCCCGGAGCCCCCGCGCGCGCCUUCGCAGGCCACGUGGUGUCAGCCGUGCGUACGUCGGUGCCGCUUCACAGGAGCCGCGAGGAGCCACGCGCCCCCGCCAGCCUCAACUCCAGCCGCCUGGGUCCGGCGCAGCGAGGUAGCCGGCACCCGCAGGCCCGGGGCCGCGAACCCACGGCGGAGAGAAGGAGCAGGACCCGAGGUCCCAUCGGCCCCGGCAUGUAUGGCUAUGGUAAGGCCCCAUACAUCUUACCACUGCAGACGGACUCUGCACACCUGCCACAGAGGCUUCGGAGGCAGAGGCCCUCAUCCCGGAAUUCCAGGUCCCAGGGGGCAUCUGGUUCUAGCCAUGGCUACAACCCUGCAGCCCACCGGGCCCCCCGACAUGGACCUCUGUACCAGAGUGACAGUGGACCUCGUCCUGGACUGCAAGUCUCGGAGGGCUCCAUCUACCAGCUGCCUUUGACCCAUGACCAAGGCUUCCCUGAAGCCUCAAAUCUCUUCCACAGCCCAGAAACAAGCAGCAGCCCUGGCCUGGGGGCCCACAGGGCAGCUCAGAGCUUCUCCCAGCCUGCCCGAUCUACAGCAAUCUCCUGCAUUGGGGCCUAUCGGCAGUACAAGCUGUGCAACACAAAUGUGUGUCCAGAAAGCAGUAGAAGUAUCUGGGAGGUACAAUGUGCAUCCUACAACAACAAGCCGUUCAUGGGCCGGUUUUAUGAAUGGGAACCGUUUGCAGAAGCCAAGGGCAAUCGGAAGUGUGAGCUGAACUGCCAGGCAAUGGGCUACCGCUUCUACGUACGGCAGGCGGAGAAGGUCAUUGAUGGUACCCCCUGUGACCAGAACGGCACGGCCAUCUGCGUGUCUGGGCAGUGCAAGAGCAUUGGCUGUGAUGACUACCUAGGCUCCGACAAAGUCGUGGACAAAUGCGGGGUGUGCGGAGGCGAUAACACGGGCUGUCAGGUUGUGUCGGGCGUGUUUAAGCAUGCCCUCACCAGCCUGGGCUACCACCGAGUUGUUGAGAUUCCUCAAGGAGCCACAAAAAUCAACAUCACCGAGAUGUACAAGAGCAACAACUAUUUGGCCUUGCGAAGUCGUUCUGGCCGCUCCAUCAUCAACGGGAACUGGGCAAUUGACCGGCCUGGAAAAUAUGAAGGAGGAGGGACCAUGUUCACAUACAAGCGACCAAAUGAGAUUUCGAGCACUGCCGGAGAGUCCUUUUUGGCCGAAGGUCCCACUAAUGAGAUCUUGGAUGUCUAUAUGAUACACCAGCAGCCUAACCCAGGAGUCCACUACGAGUACGUAAUCAUGGGGAACAAUGCCAUCAGCCCACAGGUGCUGCCUCACAGGAGACCAGGGGAGCCCUUCAACGGCCAGCUGGUACCAGAAGGGGGGAACCAGCAGGAGGGAGAAGGGAAAGAGGGGGACGAAGAGAAGGCAGACGUGCACGGCGGGGCACCUGAAAUAUUCACCUCGGAAUCAGCACAGACCUUCCCGGUCAGGCAUCCUGAUAGAUUCUCUCCCCACCGGCCGGACAAUGUGGUACCACCAGCACCACAGACCCCACGGCGGAGCCGGGAUCACAACUGGAAACAGCUGGGGACAACGGAGUGCUCGACAACCUGCGGGAAAGGAUCGCAGUACCCUAUUUUUCGCUGCGUGAACAGAAACACUCACGAAGAGGUUCCUGAGAGCUACUGUGACUCGAGCAUGAAGCCGACCCCGGAGGAGGAACCCUGCAACAUCUUCCCUUGCCCAGCCUUCUGGGACAUCGGGGAGUGGUCUGAGUGCAGCAAAACCUGUGGCCUGGGCAUGCAGCACCGCCAGGUUCUGUGUCGCCAGGUGUAUGCCAACCGCAGCCUGACGGUGCAACCCUACCGCUGCCAGCACCUGGAGAAGCCCGAGACCACCAGCACCUGCCAGCUCAAGAUCUGCAGCGAGUGGCAGAUCCGGACGGACUGGACCUCGUGCUCGGUGCCCUGCGGAGUGGGGCAGAGGACCCGCGAUGUGAAGUGUGUGAGUAACAUCGGGGACGUGGUCGAUGACGAGGAAUGCAACAUGAAACUCCGGCCCAACGACAUUGAGAACUGCGACAUGGGACCCUGCGCCAAGAGCUGGUUCCUGACGGAGUGGAGCGAGAGGUGCUCGGCAGAGUGUGGGGCUGGAGUGCGGACACGCUCGGUGGUGUGCAUGACCAACCAUGUCAGCAGCCUGCCGCUGGAGGGCUGCGGGAACAACCGGCCAGUGGAGGCCACCCCGUGUGACAACGGGCCCUGCACGGGCGAGGUGGAGUGGUUUGCGGGAAGCUGGAGUCAGUGUUCCAUCGAGUGUGGGAGCGGGACCCAACAGAGGGAGGUGAUUUGUGUUAGGAAGAACGCUGACACCUUUGAAGUGCUGAAACCCUAUGAAUGUUCCUUCCUGGAGAGACCCCCCAGCCAGCAAUCCUGCCACCUCAAGCCCUGCGGAGCCAAAUGGUUUAACACAGAAUGGAGCAUGUGUUCCAAGAGCUGCCAGGGCGGCUUCCGCGUCCGGGAAGUGCGCUGUCUGUCUGAUGAGAUGACCCUCAGUAAUCUCUGUGACCCUCAGUUGAAACCAGAAGAGAAAGAAUCUUGUAACCCUCAGGACUGCGUCCCUGAAGUUGAUGAAAACUGCAAGGACAGGUACUACAACUGCAACGUGGUGGUCCAGGCCAGGCUCUGCGUCUACAACUACUACAAGACAGCCUGCUGCGUCUCCUGCACGCGCGUGGCCAACAGGCACUCGGGCUUCCUGGGGAGCAGAUAACACCCCGCUCCGCAACUGUGGGCAGGUCAGGGAGUCUGUGAGCAGUGGGACUGGCUGACUGCUGCCCCCUCCUGGGGGCUCCCUGGCCUGUGGAGCUGCCAGCCAACUUAGUCAGCACCCCACCUUCAUAAAGUGUACACACGGUGCCCAGGAGCAAGGCCACAGUUGUCCUUUGAGCAUCACCGUGAACUGCUGACCCCUCCUUCAGAGACCUGGCACCUGCGCUCUCUGCAGACCGAGCGGUGGGGACUGCGUGCAGCUCUCGGCCAACUCCCGUCCUGGCACUUUCUAAGUCAGCAGUCAGGCCCUGUCUGGGCACUGCCUAGCCCCAGUGCUGCUGGCCUUUCUAAUACCAGCGCCCCUUGGAGAAUCAGAGGAGACAGUCCCCCCACCCCAGAGCCCCCCUGAGCCUUGCUAGGAUGCCUGCAUCCCUCUGUUACCUCAGCCCGCCUGUGCCUAUUUUUACUCUCAAAGACAUUAGGCUCUUUUCCAGCCUUGUGACACAGAUAUCUCAUGCCAGUUUAGAGCUUUAUUGUUUUGCAGGUGUAUUCAGAGAUAUUAGCUCAUUAGCGGCUGUGAGCACAGCACUCCAGAAUGGGAGUCAGGGAAUUAAUCUCGUCCCCAUUUUACUGACAAGGAAACUGAGACUGAAUUUAGGUAACCUACCUGCCACGUUAGCAGGUAAUUGACCCAUUCAGUGACAGAGCUGAGUCCUGACCCCAGUCGUCUGACCACAAAGCCGUCACCCCGAGGCCUGUCCAGAAGGCUUAGGUCUGCAGUAUGUGGCUUCAUUUCAGACCUAGAGGCUGAGAAGUUUCCCAUUCAGCAAACAAAGCCCAGACCUUUGAAUUCUUUCCUCGGGCCAAAAAUCAAGUCUUUAUCUCCUGUGCUCAGUUGUUUCAGGAGUCUGUUUCUUUUUUCCCUUCCCCCACAGAGUCACAGGUCCUGGUGACAGGACUCCGCACAGUUUCUUAAACCCCAUCCUUAAUGGAACUAUGCCAUGAGGUAAGAAAGCCAUUGGGGUAGAAAGGUGAUUGCCUGAAAUUCUGAUUCCUCUCCCCAGUGGUACAUGCCGCCCAUGGAAUCCUACAUUGUGGACCCUUUGCCCUUUUGUCUCCCAGAGCAGAUUUCCAGAGCACACAGCUCUGUCCCCUGGGCUCUCACCCCUUCCUCAGCCAUCUCUUCUGGGUCCUUUCCCACACAUCACCCAGUGGAAAGUCUAACCAACCUGUCCCAGCAAAAGCCCUAUAUUUAUAUUAGAAAGAGUCUCCUUCGGGUCUUUCUGGUUUGUUUUGCAGAUGUCUCUCUGUGACUUUUCAUCCCUCCCUUCCCCCAUGACUCACAACCCAUAUUCCCCCUCCCAGAUGUGAGCACUAAGAUCUAUAUUAAUGCAGCCAGCCUGGGAAAAGGGGCUGUGAACUCCUCCACGAUGGCCCCAGCGGCAGGGUCUUCCCUGAUUCACUUCACAUAACUCUGUAGUUCCCGAGGCCUGUGGCUGGAAGGGGAAUGCAGUGCAUAUGAAAGAUGAGCUAUCUGAAGAAUCAGUGAGGAUAAAGAACGGGGGACAUAUAUAUAUAUAUAUAUAUAUAUAUAUAUUCUUACACCCACUAAGAAAAAUAAUCAGGCUGAACAAAUUGGAAGCGUAUAGAAAAUUUAUCUUAUUUAGUACUAUGGUCCUGGGCGUAUUUCCCUUUCAAAGUAAGCAUUUGCUUUGAAAUUCAUAGCAACUGAGUUUCUCCCGUGAGCCCUUUAACCCAAAAAUCUGCUAAUUUGGUGAUGAUUUGCAGUUUUUGGAAGCAGUAUCACCAGCUCAGUCUUGCACACUCCCUUAGGUUCCCACUAUCCUUGAGCUUUCAGAAAUUCUAUUUGGCCUUUUUAUGUGACCUUCUCUUUCUGGAGAGCCCCAGCCAUCAUUUCCCCCAAAGCACCCUAUCUCUCCUGAUCCUUACGUAACUCAUGCAAUAAGCAGCAGGACAGAGGCCCAGAUUCCUGGGCCCACCAAGCAAAGACAGACCAGAGAAGCCAAGCAUAUGGCUGGUUUCCAUCCAGCACCCACUCUUUCCCUCUCGCCAUUUGCCUUUGCUUCUUGUCCCAAGGGAGGGUUUCCUUUAUGCAACUGCUCUCAGAUGUUGCUGUACAAGCCAGUCAUUUGAAGGAUUCUUUGGAGGAAGCUUUCUUUACCUGCUGGAGGACAGAGCAAGAUCAAUGGGUGGAAGAGCAGAAAGGCUGAUUUCAGCUCAGAUUGUGGGAAAACCUUCUAGCCAUCCAGGCUGCCCAGCGCAACAAAGGUAUGGUGUCCUAAUGAGUGAGCUCUCCAGCCUAAAAGGGAUUUCUCCACCAAGUGGGAGGUGAGCAUCCCGGGUCCUUCCAACUCAGGAUUCUCACGACUGGGCUGGGUGACGGCUUUGUCUCUUUGACAUCCAGCAGUGUCCUGUGGCUGCUAAAUGUCACCUAAAAGUUAUUUAAAGGGACAGUGGUCCUCUCAUGAGAACGGCCAUCCUGCCAGUUGUGGAAUUGGAUAGGAGCAAAUAAAUCAACCCCAUGUCUUCAGGGGAAAGAAGUACUGAAACUAGGGGUCUUUUUUCUCUUGCAACAAAUAGUUGAGUUAAUCUUGGAAUUCAUUUAUGUCUGGAAAGCUUAUAAAUUGCUAGAUGAGGGGUUUUAUCAGCUGGACUUGGAAAUCCAAUUUUUACUAAUCUCCUUGUUUCUUAUAUCAACGUCUAAAUGCCUUUGUUCUUAGCACAACACACAUGAUAAUGUCCUUUAGUAUUUUCAGUGACAAUGUUCCUUUCUCCCUCUAGAGAUGCCUCUUUCUCAUUUUCUUAUCCCCUUAUCUCAUCCUCUCCUUCCCAUGACCCACCAUCUCCGUCUCAGUCCUCUGCCUUGUCCCUUAACUGGCUAUGAUGCAGAAAUGAAAUUUACAUUUUAAUACAGCUUUUUUUUUCUGUGUACCAGAUUGCCUCAGUCCCUGCUCUGAAUUUUGAAAUUAGAUAAAUUAAAACUGUUCUGUGUUUUUCUCACAAAAAAAUCAACAAAACUGCAAACAGAAAUAGUUUGCUGCUUUUUUUUUACUAUCACUUAUUAGAAAAGGAAAGUGUGCCUCUUGCAGCCUAGGCAAAAGCCAUUCAGUGCAGCCCAUUCUCCCCAUCUCACGUAGACUCGCCUUUCUCCCCUUAGAAAAGGAACAGCAUAAGAAAUAGGGCAUUUAAAAAAAAAAAAAAAAAAAUCUUGUAAACUUGGCCACUAGAUGGCGUCAGUUCAUUUCAUUAACGGCGUGUACAGUGCCCCCUGCUUGCGAGCUGGUGGGGAAGCCAGAUGAGCAGGGCCAAUGCCCGCCCUAGAGGAGGUGCAGUGUGACAGAAGCGCUCAGAACUGUCCCCAUCUGUCCCGUUGCCUUAAUUCUCUGACCCAGGGCUCUUGGAGUGUGUAUCGUUUACUCACCCUCAAAGUGUUCAGCAUUCAACACUCUUUCCUUUAAAAAGAAUGACCUUCCAGAGGGAUGAAAAUGAGGGACACUGGCUUCAUUUCUUUUUGUCAAGCUGUGUGGCAGGGAGAGAAACCCAGAUGUUACUAGUAACUUUCUAAACCAGUGGCUCUCUUUUUCUUUAAUAUAGCCACUUCAGAAUUUGAAUAUCUGCUUUCUAAUGUCAAAGACACAAAUAUAAGUGGUAAAAGGAAACAUGACUUCCCUUGAAACAGGCUGAAUAGUCAAACCUGAGGGAACCUCUAUCAGCCUGGCAGGUGGAGGCCAACAUUUGAUCCUGCCAUAUGAAACACUCUUUACGUAGCUUAGAUGGGACAUUAGACACCUUCCUGAUGAAAUUGGUGGAUGCCAAGAAGCUGGAGAGGUAACGCUUGAAUGACACGUUCUAGUACCAAAAAAGUCUGGGAGACUAGAACGAAACCUGGGAUCUUCAAAAUUCACCAGGAAGCAACAUAAAGUCCCACCUUUGGAUUAAAACAAAAAACAAUGCAAGUACAAGGUGGGGGAGAUGCAAGAGUUUCAGUGGAUGAAGUUCAAUGUGAGUCAAGAAAGUGGGAUGGAACUACCCCCAAACACACACACACACACACACACACACCACACACACACCACGCACACACCACACACACCACACACACACACCACACACACCACACACACACCACGCACACACCACACACACACCACACACACACACACACCACACACACCACACACACACCACACACACACACCACACACACACACACACCACACACACCACACACACACACACCACACACACACACCACACACACACACCACACACACACCACACACACACACCACACACACCACACACACACACACACACACCACACACCACACACACACCACACACACACCACACACACACACACACACACACACCACACACACCACACACACACCACACACACACCACACACACACACCACACACACCACACACACACCACACACACACACACACCACACACCACACACACACACCACACACACACACCACACACACACACACACCACACACACACCACACACACCACACACACACACCACACACACCACACACACACACACCACACACACACACACACCACACACACACACACACACACCACACACACACACACACACAUACACCAUACGACAUUUAGGCUACAUAAGGAGAAAAUGUUGGUGAACCGUAUUUGUGAUUGUUGGAAACUUUAAAAAGAAUAUUGGUAACAUACAACAUUCAGAUGAGCACGCCCAAUCCUGAUGAGGGGCACAGACUCUGAGAAGCAGUGGAAAGGACUUCAUGAGAAUGUUUAGCCCGGAGGAGAGCCAUCCUAGGACCAGAAGGUUAAAGCUGCAGGGAGACACAUUUUACUUCUUACAGAAGAACCACCUUUCUACAAGUGAGAGCCUUCAGAAGGUAGAGCGCUCUGUGGUUGGUGGUGACUGACCCGUCCCUGGAGGUCUCAGCAGAGGUUUAAUGGCCUUUGUCAUGGAUGCUGAAGGGAGGAUUCGAGCACGCAGCUGGGGCAACAGGACUUUUAAGAUUCUCUCCAAUCUGGACUUUGGUGACUCUGUAAGUAGAACAGCUUCUAGUGAUUCACCUGGUCUGGGAUGGCAAGUACACGGCACACGUACUUCCCAUUUCUACCGUUUUGAACCCAGGGGCGCAUCCCUCUCCAGGGCUGAACGUGGCCUCAUACCUCGGAGAACCACUAGCCAGUUGGUCAGAGCUGCCCUGUCUGGUCCUGCUUCAUAGAUGAGUAACCAGUUGUCCCGAUGGCUGGUUCCCUGCCCAGGGUCACACACCUUGAUGGGGGCAGAACCUCGACUAGACUAGCACCCUUUGAUUACCAUCUCACUUUCUCCACUCACUUUGCUUUCUUGCGCCUUUGCUGGAGCUGCGUCAUUCUCUGCCCUCUCAACCACACUCCUGGUUCUUUCUAUUCGGUGGGUAACAGUGGGAGACGGCCAUCUUGCUGAGGAAAAGUGACCCCCACAGGGUGGGAUUCUCUAGCCAGCUUUCUUAGCAUCUUCCAGACGUUGAGCCCCUUGCCUCAGUGAGAGAGAAGCCAUUCUGUUACGUAAUUUCCACCUUGACCCCCAGAUCCCCACCAUUCAGUUUGACGGAAGGAUAUACUUUGUUAUAACUUAUUAUUUUGUCCUUUGUAAAUACAAGAUGUUUAUAGGAAAUGUGUAUUCUGAACUCUACUGGCAGAAUGAGUCACUACACCAAAAUAGUUCUAUUAUUUAGAAUAUGUUAAUUUUAAAGGGAUCUAAUAGGUAUUUAUUUACAUAUUCGAUCCACAUUUGUGUAAAAUUAUUUGAUACUACUAACCCAGCUUCCCGGAAAGUUGCUGCACGUGAUGUCUUAUUCCAGGUCCAUAGUUACAGUUUAGCAUACUGAUUAGCCAAAUUCCUGGGUUUUAAGAUCGAAUAUAAACGACUCUGCUUUUCGACUCAUUCAGGGGUUUUUACCCCUUGGAUUAUACCUGAAACAGGUCUCUCUGGAUUGCCACCUUUCCACCUUGAAUAUCGUAUUUGCUCAUGUAAUCUGCCAUCUCCUCAUCCUCAAACAUUUGAAGAAGGAAUUAGGAGGGUCUGUUUCAUCCCUUCUCUUUGUCUUGCCUCAUUCCUUAGAAUCACCAGCAGGAAGUUGUUCGGGAGGCUGGCUUAGAGCUGUGACGGAGGCAGGGUCCCCUGGCAAGGGCAGGGAGGGGUGUAAGGGAGGUGAUGCCUUCACUGCUCUGACCACGCCUCCAGGGCCCCCGCUGGACGCUGCUGGGUGGGAGCUCUGGGUUGUCAACUGCACAGCCAGGAGCGAGGAACCCACAGAAUACCCCAUCCACCCCAAGUCACCCAUACGGUGUCAAUUACUGCUUAAAGAGGCGGAGGCGAAUUAGAUGAGUAAAUAAUCCUUUCAGCAAAAAUGACAACUAUUUUUGUGUAUGACUAAUUUAUUUUUAUUAUUGUAAAAAUACAAUAAACUGGUUUUAAAAAGUCA
This is a messenger RNA of Orcinus orca (killer whale), 9895 nucleotides long. It is a transcript of the gene THSD4, whose product is annotated as thrombospondin type 1 domain containing 4. The record is from RefSeq and is a predicted model, not a curated record. NCBI's taxonomy places the organism in Eukaryota, Metazoa, Chordata, Mammalia, Artiodactyla, Delphinidae. Gene Ontology annotation, cellular component: extracellular matrix. Bases 340 to 3393 code for a protein of 1017 amino acids. Gene Ontology annotation, biological process: extracellular matrix organization. Gene Ontology annotation, molecular function: metalloendopeptidase activity. The transcript has 18 exons.